Uranotaenia lowii is the source of this 4949-nucleotide messenger RNA. Its product is annotated as protein SCAI. The coding region runs from base 165 to 1985 and encodes 606 amino acids. Gene Ontology annotation, cellular component: nucleus. The transcript has 11 exons. Gene Ontology annotation, biological process: DNA-templated transcription. Gene Ontology annotation, molecular function: transcription corepressor activity. The record is from RefSeq and is a predicted model, not a curated record. NCBI's taxonomy places the organism in Eukaryota, Metazoa, Arthropoda, Insecta, Diptera, Culicidae.
UCACUCAGAUCUAGUAAUAUAGAUUUUGCCUUAAAAUUAUUAAAAAGUACUAUUUAAACUAGUUUAAACGAAUUAAAACUACUUUUAAAGCUAAGCGUACGUUCGAGUAAAUGCGUUCGGGUAGAAAUUAAUUCGCUAUAGCUUACCAAUGAACAUCUGACGGCAUGGUUAAGAUGGCCGCAACAGAAGAGCAGGAUAGGAAAAUAGUGCUGGAGUUCUGCCAUUUGUUGGAGAAGUCCAAGCAGUUAUUCAACGGGCUGCGCGAUCUGCCCCAAUACGGACAUCGCCAAUGGCAGGCGUACUUCGGGCGCACCUUCGACGUGUACACGAAGCUGUGGAAGUUCCAGCAGCAACAUAGACUAGUCCUAGAUUCUAAGUACGGAUUAAAGCGAUGGCAAAUCGGUGAAAUAGCUAGUAAAAUUGGGCAACUCUAUUAUCAUUAUUAUCUGAGAACGAGCGAAACGAAUUACCUGAAUGAGGCGUAUUCGUUCUAUGCGGCGAUUCGAGGGCGAGCAUACUACUCCAGGGCAAUCAAGGAGGACAGACCGGAUCUCAUGGUUAAGAAAUUACGUUACUACGCUAGAUUUAUUGUUGUUUGUUUACUGUUGAAAAAGAUGAAGCUAGUGAGAGAAUUAGUUAUCGAAUUAGAGCGACAAAUACAGGAAUACACAUCAACAUACGAGCCCGAGGAUCAACUCGAGUGGUCGCUAGUGUUGGACGAAAUCAAAGGUUUUAUCAAGGCGGAAGCGGCCGUGGCGGUGCUCCAUGCAGACACGAACCCAAUCGUUCUGUCGCACAGUGGUUCUGGUUCUAGGUUAAGUCCCCUUACGACGCCACCCUGCGAAAGGACGCCGCACAUGACGCUCAGCCUGCAAGAGAUACUGAUAGUGGGUUCGGCCUGUGAGCAGGCAAAGUUCUCUGAAUUGACAAUGGACAUGUUCAGGAUGCUGCAAACUUUGGAGCGUGAACCCACAGAGUCGAUGCAUCCCUUGACGGGUCACCCUAUGAGUACGCAUGGUGGACCCCACGAUGCGAGUCCUGCUGCUAGUAGAAUGCCCACGUAUGGAGUUCCUGGGUCCAAAGCUUACGUGGAGAAUGGUGAUCGCAGAGGGAUGCGUGAUAAUCCGCACAAAUAUCUACUUUAUAAACCGUCACUGAGUCAGCUUAUGGUAUUUCUGUCGAGUGGCUUCAAGGAACUUCCACCUGGUGGUGCUCUACUGUUGUACAUGUCUGCCGAUGGAUGCUUCUCGACUACGAAGCAUCCUCAAGAUUAUGGUUAUGAACUGGGAGGUUUGGCCACAAGUAUUAAACGAGAUGCGGUUGAUGGAGGACUUGCCGUUAGAGGAAAAUCUAGCGCUGGAUACAAGGAACCACAUUGUCUCUAUCCCGGAGAUCUGUAUCCAUACACGCGUAGACCAAUGUUCAUAAUAAUCGAUUCGGAUAAUUCGUUUGUAUUCCAACACAUACCAAGGUACUUUGGUCAGCCCCUUGUGAUAUUGAUGUCGCCUCAGGACGUCCCAGCGAAUUUCCAAGGUAUGCAUAUUCAACAUCACGGUUCGCUGUUCACUUUAUUCCUGCAUUCGCCAAUGACGGCGCUGUGCUACAUUUGCAACGUUGGUGAUGUCCCGAUACACCAUUGGGAGCGGUGCCAGAACUACGUCGAUAGGUUUGUAACGGAAGCUUCCCGGUUGGUUACACGGUGCCGAAUGGAUGAAAUAGAGCAAGGCAUAGGUUACAUAGAUUCUUCGUAUGUGCAGUUCUUCGGUGAUGAUUUUCUUCGCACACUGAUUUUGAGAUUUGUAUUUUGUGAUGUAACGCUGAGGCUACAUCGAGGUUUUCGAGGGCGUCACCAGAGGCCACGCUGCGAACCUCCACUUCCGGCAGCCGAGCUCCUGGAACAUCCUUCGUUGGCUCACAUAAUUUUACAAUUGGCUUCUGCUUUAGAUGUAAGGGGGCAUUUCAUUGAAGGUCCCGAAGGCGAUUGAUGGAUGAGGGCAACCGAUCUUCAUGGCAACGAUAAACUGAAUCAGGAACACAGUGGAGACAGUUACUAUGGUAAUAAACUGCUGCUGCUACUAAUCCUGAGUCUACUAUGGCAGAAUGGAAAGACCAUGGCGGCAAUCGCGACGAUUUCUAUACCUAUUUUCCGAUGGAGUGCGUCAACAGACGGUAUACAUCAUUACUUGUUACUAGUGAAGCGACAGAUGGUAGUGGUGAUCGAAAAACAUGCUAUCUCGAUUUGCUAUGCUGUACUACUAAAAUGCUUUUUAUCGUUUGAUUAUCGGCUCGCGCUAACGGUUAAGAUCGAAUACUAGCUGCUGGAGACAUCAGUCCAAGCACCAGUCCGAAGUGGAAUAGUAUUUAAAAUCACAAAAGAUGGACAAACACAAGAUGAUAUGUUACCUCCUCUAUUUAUUUAAUAGAAAGUUCACGGCUUUUUACGCUACAUGUUGUUACAUAUACACUAUUAUAAGAAGAAAAAAGCGAAGUAAUCGUAGUGCGUAAAGCGUGUUUUCUACACACAUCAUUAGAUAACACUUUUUCUAAACUCGGCACAUUUAUUCUUUAUCAGGUAGGAUGUUCACUCUCGAUUCCGACAUCAAAUGUAUACAGUUACGUGGUUACGAUCAUAACUAGGAUAAUACUGAGCAUUUCGUGACAAUGAGUUCUCAAUAAUGGUAGAACUGAUGCAAUGAUCCAAGGAUGAUUUAAAUUUCCUUUUUUUCUGUUUAUUGAAAUCGAUUCUCAGAAAAGUGGUGCUAAACAGUUGAAAAGCGUGUACGACGAUACUCAACUGAAUGAGAAUGUUUUUCCCGCUACUGAAUAGCUUUGACAACACUCUUUUAUGAUUUCUAAAGAGUUCCAGCGAGGAACGAAUGCCAAAGAAAUUUUGCUCGGUGCAGCAUUUUUUAUGUGACGAAAUAGAGCUUGAGUUGAAAUUGAUGAACGAAAUUACUGCUUCUCUUCCUCAUUUCGAAGCAGUUGGAUGUGUGUUGCUGCCCUGAGAGGCGAUGUGCUAAAAUGCAGUCGUGAUUGUCACUGAAUUUUCGCUCUAUCGUUCGGACCUCUGAGUCAUACCUUGAGCUGCCAAAUAGGAAAUUUUCUUUGACUACGUUUUAUCGCAUUUCUGACUAUGUUUCUUGAAAUUAGACCGGGGAAUUUGUGUGAAUGAUGAAAAAAAAAAAAUGAUCCACUGAAAGGAAAUUUCGAAUCAUAAAGUGUUUGGGAAAAUUUCUACACAUUUUUGAUCUAGUUUUAUUAAUUUUUAACCACCAUCCAACGGUUUCAAUGUAUUCAUUAUCUUUUAAAGAAUGUUGAAUGUAUUUUUUUAUCAUACACUAUUUAGUUGAACAUUGCAUAUAUGGUGAAUAUGUUCUGGUAUUGAUUCUCGAACGAGCUUAUACCGACUCGUCUAACCUUUAAUUUGUAAAUAAUGUUAUUCCCUUGGUUUCAAUGUGAAUUAAUUCAUUAAACUAUUUGAGAAAAAGAACACAGUUAUUAAGUGCAAUAAUUCAUCAAUACUGUAAAAAUACCCAGCCGAUAUUUGGACAAUAUAAACGUGUGAUCACUGCCGCUAUUUCGCUUCAUUAGAGACAUAAAUAAAACAAAUCAUAGAGAAAAAAAAGACAAAACCAAUACGAAUCGUUGAAGAAGACAAUGGGAGACAAAAGGUAAACCACACAUCUAUGCGCUUGGUUAAUUACUAUUGCUCCAUAAAAGACGACAAACACAAUGCUCGUAAUAAGAAUCAUCAAGUUUACCAGAAUGUAUUCAACCGAUGAGGCAGGAUGGAAGAAGAAGAGGAAGAAUAACGGGAAAUUGUGGGUGGGUGUCAAGAUGAGAUUAUGAAUGAACAACUCAAACGGAAUGAACAGAAAAGGGGAAUGGAGGGCGUUGGGGGAGUGUAAGAAAACACAUUUAGACGCAUUAUACACGUUGAAAGAAUCGGUUCUCGCGUGAAACAAAAAUACUAAAAAACAACCAAAGGAAAAUAAAUAUAGAUUUUUAGGAAGUGCUGUAAGGUUAUGUGGAAGCAGAUAUAGAUAGGGAAUUAUAUAUAUAUUUAAAAAAAAGGUAUAAUUAAUAGGAUAAACAAAACAGAUAAUGGGGAAGUAGAGUGUAUUUAAAUGGAAGCAUUUAGCGACCAGCUUUUUUGUGGGUAAUUUUUUUCAUUUAAAAUCGCAGAAUAAAAAAAAAUACACACACUGCGAUUAUAGUAAAAAAGUAGCAAAAAAUUUAGAAGGGAAACAAAACAAGUAUUUCGCUGAAUGAAUAGUAGUGCGCAUGUCUUGCCAACAGAUUCUUAUGCUGUUCAGUUCAUCUGUGAAUAGAUUAAUGGUAAAUCAAACAAUAAAAGCUAGUUCAUUUUUAAAAAGGAAAGAUCCUUAACAACAUUUGUUGGGAUGAUAGAAUAUUAUAAUCUGCACUCUGUAAUGAUGUUCCAAAAGUAUUCGGAAUGGUGCUUCGUAUAGCUUCUGUUUGGAUUUGAUUUAACUUUAUUUGUUGGUGCGUAACAUUAGUGAAGACAAGCAUCCCACAGAAACAUUUUGGUGUCGUGUAGAUGGUGUCGGCCAUUGCAAUAAGCUCGGUAGAAUGCAGAUGUUCAGAUGAAAAAAAGAAUGGAAAGCCUCAUACUCGUAUAUCAGUAUGUGUAUCACAAGCUCUUCAUAGAUACGAGUAUCUGUGUAUGAAGUUGACGUUUUUGGAGGUUAUGAGCUGUGGAAAACGAGGAGGGAGAAUCCGAAACUUAUGACGGAGAACUUUUCCGAAUAGUCUGGCUCGGAAAUAAGGUUCGUCGCCAUGUUGUUGCUGUUAUGUUACUGUUCCGCCGAGCAAUGAGAUCAAACUACAACACUAGGUAUGAUGCUGAGUACUUAACUGUACCCAGCCUGACUGCAAUUCUUGCUGACAGUUCAACCAACAAAAGCAGUUCUACCGGAUUAGACAUA